Messenger RNA from Boeremia exigua, 1259 nucleotides. RefSeq lists its product as uncharacterized. The record is from RefSeq and is a predicted model, not a curated record. Lineage: Eukaryota; Fungi; Ascomycota; Dothideomycetes; Pleosporales; Didymellaceae. The transcript has a single exon. Bases 328 to 942 code for a protein of 204 amino acids.
AGAGUAUGAAGCCGAUUUGAACGUGACUGUAAUUAUCAGGCUACUUGCAGGGUUUUUGAUUCGUCAGCUAUUUUGACUCGGUAUUUGACCAAGAAAAUCUUGAACUGGCAGACCCAAAUUCAAAAACACCAAAAGCUUCUGUCACUAAGAAAAAAGCCGGUCCUUGCAUCACGAAAGACCGAAUCGAGCGGUUCCAGACGAAGGUGCGCAGUGCGGUAUUCCAGGACUGCCGGUACCCUUGAAAGAGCAGGAAGACAGUACAAGACCUCACUCGAGCUUGAAGUAACACUGGGCCAUAAGCUGUUUAAAACCAUCACCACAAUCAAAAUGUCACCAGCAAGCGCCGACCCCUUCGACGACCUCCUCACCCUCGAGGACACCCUCUACACCACCGCCCACGACCAAGGCGUCGCAGACGGCGCCCGCGCCGGCCGGAUCGAAGGCCGAAUCUUCGGGCUGGAAAAGGGCUUCGAGAAGUUCUCCGCGCUGGGAGAACUGCACGGGCGCGGCGCAGUCUGGGGCUCACGGCUAGCACGCCGAGUCAAAAACCCAGCAACGACCACAGAACCAACUACAUCAACGACAACAGCAGGCAGCGCACACACCCCCCUCCCACCACUAGCCAACCCCUCCUCCAGACUCCUCUCCAACACCUCGCUUCUCUACCACCUCACCGACCCGCUCACCUUCAGCACCGCGAACACCGAAGCCGGUGUCGAGGACUUCGAUGACCGGUUCAAGCGCGCAGGCGCGAAGGCGAAAGUCAUCGAGCGCAUUGUGGGGGAGAACGCGCCUGGCAAGGACGCCAAGUCGCCGGAGCGGGGCGGCGGAGCGGCGAAGGCGCGCAAUGUGAGGCUGGAGAGCGAUGGGGGCGGGAAGAAGGGAGGCAAGAAAGGAGAUGAUAGUAUGGAGGAUUUUGGAGGCUCGAGGCUGAUUCGUUGAGAGGACGCGUCGCGUGGACGAGAGUCCGAGCACAACCCUUUGAGCCACUGGAGCGAGGUGCGCUGUGCCUAAAGCACGACACGCGGUUGUGACUGCACGUCGAGGCUCAACACGAUACCGGUCGUACGAUGUGAGGGACGACAUGGUUCGACAUGGUUCGACACUCGUGUAGAAGAGAAGGAGCAACCUCUCCCACAGGCAGGAGCAUCACCAACAUCGGCGAACACCAAAUUUCACAAUAGAAUCAGAAGCGCCAUCUUGGUAUUACUUUCAUCACUACGCUUUCCCGAAGGAGCCAGGGUAUAACCAGUUAAACC